AUGGACCCCCUAAGCCAGCUUCCAUACGAGCUCCUCUCCCUAAUCCUCGACUACUACACAGCAGACUGGAUCACCCUCGAAAGCCUCAUCCAAAUCUUCCCACCACUACACGACCUCUUCACCACCCCAGCGCCCCCCAGCACCUCACCAAAGAAACGAUCACGAAGAUCAGCACGAACAUCACAUAAAGCCCACCCCGAAGCCAUACGCAUUGCCAAAUGCACCCUCAAAAACAACCCCAUCAUGUCCGUUCAACUCCGUCGGCACUUUAACAUAAUCACCAAACUACGUCAAUCCUCCUCACAACCACCUGUCAGUCGCACCAUCUGUUAUACUACACUCAUAUCAGGAGGAGAUGAUUCCCCCCUCUCCUUCAAUCCACCACCAGCCCACACAACCCUCCUCGAAAUGAUCACCCUCGCGGCCAACAUCCAGCGUCUAGCAUGCGCAUGUCUAUCCACCCUCCUAACCCGGCUUCGGAGCGUUCAUCCGCACCGCUGGACCAAAGAACCCUAG
Molecule: messenger RNA, 516 nt
Organism: Aspergillus eucalypticola CBS 122712
Lineage: Eukaryota; Fungi; Ascomycota; Eurotiomycetes; Eurotiales; Aspergillaceae
Exons: 1
Coding region: 1-516 (171 amino acids)
Source: RefSeq, a predicted model, not a curated record